Molecule: messenger RNA, 1143 nt
Organism: Stylonychia lemnae
Lineage: Eukaryota; Ciliophora; Spirotrichea; Sporadotrichida; Oxytrichidae
Source: the annotation of a GenBank genome assembly
AUGUCUUCAUCUUUUUAUCAAACUAAAGUAAGAAGCCCAAAGAACUAAGGGACAUUGAAGAAUGGGGCGGAGAGCAAGCAGCGAAAUUUAAAGUCCAGAAACCAAGCCUAGCCAGAUAAGAUAAGAGGUCCUCAUAAAAGAAACUCCUCUACUCGGUACAAUGAUUUCUCAUUUUCACUAUCUCUUAUAAUCGAUACCAUUCAACAGUAAUUUGCGAAACUCACUAAGGUCCUCUGUGGAUCCUGUAAUUUCAAGCAUUCCAAGCAAUUAAGCACUCUGGAUAUCUCUAUCAAGCAGGCUAAGACUUUUCUAUAAGAGUAUUUUAGUAUAGAUGAACAUCCCCUCUCUUCCCAAAGAUAAAGUCUGAAUGAAGUCACAGAGAAGACUCCAUACUAAACUUUUCUAAAUGACUACUAUGAUGAAAACAUUAUGAUAUCACAUAGGGGAAUUCAAACACAGAUACAGUCAAUGAAUGUUGAGAAUCUGCGGAACAAAAAUCUUGACCUUAAGGUGAACUAGGCUUAUGAGUACUUCAGUGGGAGUAAUUUUAAGACUUCUAAUCAGAAUUUGUGCUCCUAGGAUAUCUCAUCUACUGAAUUUAGAUGCGAUUAAGAUGAAACAGAAGCUAAUGAAGAUAUGGAAUAAAAUAGAGAGAAUGUCAGACUUUCUACAAUAUAGGAAGAGAUAAAGAAGCCAUUUGAAAAUUUUGGACUCAUCAAGACUUCUAUAAUUCUGCAAAAAGAUAUAAAAGUCAAUUACUUUAACUGCACUUAAGUCAAUUUAGGUAGACACUGGAAUCCAGUAAUGCAUAAAUAGAAGAGAAGUGAUUCUUAGUUAAAGCAGCUCUAGCAACAGUAGUAGUUGAAAUCUAUUGAGAGCAAUAAAGAAAACUAGCUAACUAGAUGUAAUCAGUCAUAGAUAAUUCUAAGGUAAAUAAGUUAAGAUCGGCCUGUUAGCUACAGGUAUGAUCCCAAGUUAAAUCUAAAGAAUAGAAGACCCUUGUCAUAGUGCUUUGUUGAUGAUGAAAGCUAGGAAAGUUAGAGAUACUCAUAAGCUGGGUACUAAUUGGAUAGUUUCAGAAGAAAAAAUAAUCAGACCCCUCUUAUCCAGAUAGAUGGCUCAAGCAGAUUAUUAUUCAAUUGA